Molecule: messenger RNA, 895 nt
Organism: Pogona vitticeps (central bearded dragon)
Lineage: Eukaryota; Metazoa; Chordata; Lepidosauria; Squamata; Agamidae
Gene: MRPS18A
Product: mitochondrial ribosomal protein S18A
Biological process (GO): mitochondrial translation
Cellular component (GO): mitochondrial small ribosomal subunit; ribosome
Molecular function (GO): structural constituent of ribosome; small ribosomal subunit rRNA binding
Source: RefSeq, a predicted model, not a curated record
AUGGGAGCCCUCGGCGGAAGCUGCGGAGGUCAAGAUGGCGGCUUCCAGGGGCCUCCUUUCCCGUUGCAGGCAAUUCGUGUCCGGUUUCUGGCGGAGAGGCGGUUCGGUUACGAUUCCGUCCCGCGGAUUCCGGCAGGUUAUAGAAACUACUGAAGGAAACACUACUAUUGUUGAAGGCAAAAUUUUGCCACAUCAAGAAGCUCCAGCUCCUCCAAAUCCUUCUGGCAGAUGUCCUAUCUGUCGCUGGAACCUGAAGCACAAGUAUACUUAUGAGGAUGUGUUAUUACUAAGCCAGUUCAUACGCUCUGAUGGAGGGAUGCUGCCUCGGAAAAUCACAGGCCUUUGCAAUGUAGAGCACAGGAAGAUUGUUGUGUGUGUACAGAUGGCACACCGAGCAGGAUUGCUACCAAAUCAUAGGCCUAAGCUUCCAGAAGGAUUUGUUCCAAAAUACAAGACGAAGUUCAACAGAUACCUUACCCGAUAUUCUAUCAGAUCUGUGGAUCCCAUCUAUAACAAGGGAAGAAAAUGGUGCAGAGUUGGUAUGCCUGUGUCACAUCCUGCAUUAAAAGACAAUAUUUAUUAUGGAUCAAAGCCACCUCUUUUUUACCACUAAAGGUAGAGAGAUUCUUUUGUGUUAGCAUCAGAUUGCAGACCACAAUGCUUUGCCUCAGAAUUAAUUAAGUACAUUGACGUUCUAUAUAGUCUGAGAGGCAAGUUAAUUUUUUCUCAUUAUUAUUUGUUAGAAGCUUUCAGGAAGUAGUGAACGAUCAGUUUAAUGUUUAAGAAGCAGAUUGUUAUUUAACUGUAAGAGAAUCUCAUGUAUUCAGGAUAAUAAAACUGUUUUUAAAAAUCACUGUUAUAUUUCUGAAAUAAAUUCAUGUCACAUGUAAUUUCA